AGGUGCCAGCUCAGGUGUCCUCGUCAUCCGACCGCGGUUCAAAAUUUCGAGCCUGUUUCUGAGCUAAAGCUGCGCUGCAUUGCAGCAUUGCCUGGACUUGUCUCGAGUUUUAUUGACAAGGAAUUAGUUUAUCUGAACUUGUCUUUGAAUUUUUUCUAUCCCAAAGUCUUCAAGACAAAUUGGUGGAUAACUAUCAACUAUUUCCCGCACUCUACUGCCUAUUAUUGUGCUCUGUAUGAGAUAUUGAAAUUUUACUUCAUCGCCGGUGGUAACGUCCUCGUGAAUUCUGCCAAAUUCGCUCCAAAAGAAUUUUUGUGAACCCGGCACAAGCUAAGAAUCUGUUCAGGAGCAUACGCCGGAAAACAAACCUCAUUCCUUCCUUCCUUCCUAUCUAAACCUUCUACUUGAAAAAAUUUACAUUCAAGUUUAGUUUACCAGAUUAACCAGUUACCAGUUUAACAUGGAAAACCUGAAAAAAGGGAAUUACAAUGUAUACGAACAUGCGUCCACAGAAAAUAAUCCUUCGGCUAUUCAAGGAGCUGAAGGAGUAUUCUCCAAUAGUGUACAUUCUCAGCAGCUGCCAUCUUCAUUUCAGCAAGCAAGACCUGCUCAUAAUGUAAAUGAUUCCGAAGAUGGAGAAACUUUUCUUGAACCUUUUGUUGCUUCAAAACAUCUUUUUGAUGUUUUUGAAGCUAUGAAUAACUCUAAAACUACAUUUCAACGACUUCCAUGUUUCCGUAAUAUCACAGGUGUGCCCGAGAAGUAUAGCGAGUCAAGAGUUUCUUUAGUGGCUCAAACUGAAUUGUCUACGAUUCCGAUGCUACCUGCUAAUAUGCAACAAGUAUCGGAUCAAGUACCAAGGAUUUGUCCGCAGUUUAAAACGAUGUUAUGUUUUCAUUAUUUGAAUGGUAAUUGUUCUUUUGGUAGUAGGUGCAAAUUUGCACAUGGUGUGGAUGAAUUACGUUGUCGAAUCAGACAUCCUAAGUACAAAACAAGAGUUUGUGUGAAUUUUAUUAAUGUUGGUUGGUGUAAGUAUGGAGAUAGAUGCGUAUUUAUCCAUCCAACGGAAGUACUUCACAAUAAUCUAACUUCACUUCGUAGAUUAGAUUGAAGGUCACUUCGUAAUCUUCAAUCUAAUGGUAAAACAUCAACUCAGCCCAGCUGAAAUGUUUCUCCACCAAAACUCACUCUUGGCUUCUUUGUAAAAGACAAAGAGGAUUCUUAAUUUUUAAAGUUGUAUCUCCAUACUUACACACCUUGUAGAAGAAAUCUUAAUUUUUUUAUUUUUAUCCACUAUUGAUUACUUUAAUUUUUUAUAUUGCUAUUUAGAUGUGUAAGUCUCUUUCAAAUAAAGAAUUACUUCAAUAAUACCACAUAAUGGUAACUAAUUUUACUUUCUUUUAAA
Molecule: messenger RNA, 1405 nt
Organism: Argiope bruennichi
Lineage: Eukaryota; Metazoa; Arthropoda; Arachnida; Araneae; Araneidae
Product: mRNA decay activator protein ZFP36-like
Exons: 5
Coding region: 461-1111 (216 amino acids)
Molecular function (GO): metal ion binding; mRNA binding
Source: RefSeq, a predicted model, not a curated record